CAGUAAAGUUAUCAUAUUCGGUGGGUGCAUAUAUCAUUUAUGUUUUAUAUUUAGUUUAGUAAAAUGGCUUUUAAUUUUAAGUGCAAAGUUCCUAAGGUUCUUAAAUCUGUGAGGUAUUCAUUGGCGGCUGUGAAUGGAGCAUUUUUGCUAACAGGACUUCUAUUAUUCUUCGUCGGCAUCGCCGUGCUGGUGGAGUACAAGAACUGGGAGGUGCUGAUCACCGGGCGGUUCUUCGCUCUGUCUAAAUUCGUAGUGGCGACCGGAGCUAUCAUAUUGUUUGGUUCCGUGCUCGGGUUCUACGCAGCUAUAUCACAACACUUCUAUUUUGUUGCUGGGUCAAUAUUUCAGUAUGUGGUGCUGCUUCUGGUGACGUUGGUCUUCGAGAUCGCGAUAGCCAUAGCCGCCUUCUCGCUGAGCAACGAUGCUGUCAAGGAGAUCAGGCCAUCGAUGGUGGCCAGCCUCAACCUGUACAACGAGAGGCUCGAUAUCACGAAACUGUGGGACGAUAUGCAGAUGGAAUACGAAUGCUGCGGCGUGGUGGGCCGUCCUGACUGGGUCAUGGAUAAGCUACCAGUGAGCUGCUGCCACAUGGACUACGGGACUUUAUCCCCCUUCACCUGUGAGAUCGGCAACGCUUACGUCACAGGCUGCGCUAGCGUACUAGGCGAGUGGCUCGCAUACAACGCCCAUGUUCUAGGUGUCGUCGCCAUUGUCGCCACUUGUGUGCAGGUCAGUUAUAUACUCUUGACGUCAAUGGGAGGAUACUUGGCGUAUCGCGCCAAGUUCUCAGAAGUGGAGCUGGAGUCCUAAAUAACCCACCGAUAUCAUACAUUGUUGUUUAAUUUGUUGUUAAUUGUUAGCAAUCGUACUAUAAGUAAAGUGUUGUGAACAA
Messenger RNA from Trichoplusia ni (cabbage looper), 892 nucleotides. Its product is annotated as tetraspanin-9-like. Bases 64 to 810 code for a protein of 248 amino acids. Gene Ontology annotation, cellular component: membrane. The record is from RefSeq and is a predicted model, not a curated record. NCBI's taxonomy places the organism in Eukaryota, Metazoa, Arthropoda, Insecta, Lepidoptera, Noctuidae. The transcript is spliced from 5 exons.